CCAGGCUUCUUCAAUGUGGACAUAUAGCUACCUUAUUUAUGUUGGUUGUUCUUUGCUCCAACAUUUCAAUUCUACCAAUUUAGGCUUAUCAAAAAAUUGAAAAAAGAAAGAAAGAAAACUACAUGGAGAACAUGAGACAAUCUCAUAUCCAGCAAAGAAAGGGCAGCAGAUUAAUACUCUUUACCUUGCCUUUACAAGGUCACAUAAAUCCUAUGCUUCAACUUGCCAAUAUUCUCUACUCAAAAGGCUUCUCCAUCAGUAUAAUCCAAACUAAUUUCAACUCUAUAAACCCAUCAAACUAUCCUCAUUUCACUUUUCAUUCAAUCCUAGAUGGCUUAUUGGAAAGUGAAGCCUCAACAGAAGAUAUCAUCCUAUUUCUUUCAAUCCUCAAUGUCAAAUGCGUUGAGCCUUUCAGGAAUUGCUUGGCUAAGUUGUUGUCAGAUGUUUUGGAAGAGCCUGUUGCUUGCUUAAUCACAGAUCUUGUUUGGUGCUUUGCUCAACCUGUAGCUGAAGGCUUUAAGCUCCCAACAAUUGUUGUGAGGACCACCAGUUUAUGCUCUUUUCUUGGAUUUGCUGCCUUCCCUCUCCUGCUAGACAAGGGCUACCUCCCAAUUCAAGCUUGUCGAUUGGCGGAACCAGUGCAAGAGCUUCAACCAUUAAAAGUGAAAGAUAUUCCUGUGAUCAAAACUAGCAAACCAGAGGCUCUUUAUGAAAUAGUAAGGGGGAUGGUUGAGCGAGCAAAGAACUCUUCAGGGAUCAUAUGGAACUCAUUUGAAGAACUUGAAAAAGAUUCACUGACAACAUUAACUAAAGACGUUCCUGUUCCAAUGUUCCUCAUAGGUCCAUUUCAUAAGUUCUGUCCAACUUCUUCAAGUAGCUUACUAACACAAGACAGAAGCUGCAUUUCCUGGCUAGAUACUCAAGUUCCUAAUUCUGUACUCUAUGUGAGCUUUGGGAGCAUUGCAGCCAUAGAUGAGGUUGAAUUUCAGGAGAUAGCUUGGGGGCUAGCCAAUAGCAAGCAACCCUUCUUGUGGGUGGUUCGACCUGGACUAGUCCUUGGAUCAGAAUGGGUUGAAUCAUUGCCUGAUGGGUUCCUGGAGAUGAUAGGAGAAAGAGGAAGAAUUCUCAAGUGGGCUCCCCAGCAGGAAGUGCUAGCACACGCUGCCAUUGGAGGGUAUUGGACACACAAUGGCUGGAAUUCAACGUUGGAGAGUUUAUGCGAAGGUGUCCCUUUGAUAUGUCUGCCUAGUUUUGGAGAUCAAAGGGUAAAUGCGAGAUUUGUGAGUGAUGUUUGGAGAGUUGGAAUACUUUUAGAGAAAAAAUUGGAGAGAGGGAAUGUAGAAAGUGCAAUUAGAAGGCUAAUGGUGGAGGCAGAAGGAAAGGAAUUGAGAAUGAGGGCUCUAGAUUUGAAGGGUAAAGCAGAAUUUUGUGUAAGGGAAAAGGGAUCUUCUUGCCGAAAUCUGGAGAAUUUGAUAAACUAUAUUUUAUUAUUCGCAUGCAAGGAUGCAACUUUAUGUCAAUGAAUUUUAGUAGGAAAUAUUUUAUUGUCUUUCUAUAUUCAGAGCAUAUGAA
Messenger RNA from Manihot esculenta (cassava), 1572 nucleotides. Its product is annotated as UDP-glycosyltransferase 76B1. The record is from RefSeq and is a predicted model, not a curated record. The transcript is spliced from 2 exons. The coding region runs from base 123 to 1523 and encodes 466 amino acids. NCBI's taxonomy places the organism in Eukaryota, Viridiplantae, Streptophyta, Magnoliopsida, Malpighiales, Euphorbiaceae. Gene Ontology annotation, molecular function: UDP-glycosyltransferase activity.